GCCUCUUCAUUUAGGACCCAUGUCCGCCUGGGAUAUUAUAAAACAGGCCCUCAAACCGAAGAACUAACGCAAGGAUCAUAAAUAAAUUAAGGUAAAAUAUACCUUUUACCGGACAAUACAAGUUAACCUGCGUGUAGGAGAUUUUGCUUAGAAAUAUAGGAAUAUUCAUUAUUAGAACAGCACAGUUUAUGAAAUGCGUGGAUUUUCGAUAAAAUAAUGACGGUGUUGUUAUCUAUAAUUGUUGUGGUUUUAUUUACAAGCGGAAUAUUUGCUCAAGACGCUUGCUCGCCAAACCCAUGUUCUUAUGGUGGUACGUGUAUAUUGGCCACUCUUGCACCCGGCUAUGUGUGUCUUUGUAACAUCGGACUACAGGGACAAAACUGUGAACAAUUCACAGCAGGUCAAGAUUGUGGCCAAACGUUUUCUGAGGAAUCUGGAACUGUUACUAGUCCUGGUUUUCCGAAUACAUACACGCCAAAUGAAAACUGCUAUUACUUCAUCCGAAUUCCACAUGCUUUGUCGAUAACAAUACGAUUUGAUACGUUUAUCACUGAACUGGACCACGACACGUUGGAAAUUUCUGCUGGGCCAAGUCUAUUAACCGGUAGUAGUGGAAUUCUUGUAUUUUCUGGAUUAUCGUCCAUUGAUCCACUGACGUUGAAUAGCAACCAGAUUGCUAUUCGCUGGUCAACAGACGAUGAAACGCAACUACAAGGAUUCUCCAUUCAGUACUUUUCAGAUAUAAGUUCAUGUGUUAGUAAUCCGUGUCAACAUCAUGGAACAUGCAUUAAUGUGAUCGAUGGUUACAUCUGCUCAUGUAAACCAGAAUAUCAAGGGAUACAUUGUGAGACAGUAUCCGAUCCAUGCAGUGAGGAUCCCUGCCAUAAUGGAGGUACUUGUAUGCAGUCUGGUUCCACUUACUCUUGUCAAUGCCAGUCUGGUUGGAGAGGAGAAGUGUGUGAUGUUGGAGUUGUUUUGGUGUCAUCAAUGGAAGUCCAACUUCCAUCAACAAAUAUACUUGAAAACAACCCAAGUCUAUCAGUGGACAUUACUGUUACUCCAGCUGAAUCUUUCUACAGUAUUACAGGGCAGAAUGUCUGGGCCUUCCGUGUUUAUUUCAGCAGCCAGUCUGAUGGAGGAGGUGUUGUCCAUAAUGCUGUGGCCAGGCUGACAUCCAACCAGGCUAGCACAUCAUGGCUUCCUCCUAUGCCUAGCGAGUUCAAUCAGGUAUUGGUGGAUGGUACACUUAUUGAGAGUACUUGUGUGGACCUCAGGUACCUGUGUGUUGAAAUCAUGAAGGAAGAUUCAGCACCCUUUGAAUUAGAAGGAUUACUUGGGCAAAGUUCUCUAGUGGACUGUGUUGCUGUAACUUGCCAAGGUGUGCAAAUUACUCAGACGUUAGUUACCCUGAAGGCAGGAUUACUUGUAGAGGGUGGUAUAAAUUACAAUACCCGUCUUGAUAUAACAUUUACAUCAUCCAUUAACUCUGCAAGUAUCUUUGGUACCAACCUCUGGGAGAUAACAGUAUUUACAAAUGAGCAAUCUGAUGGAAUGGGCACCCAGAUGGUUGUCCAACCUGCCCUACUUUCCCAGUCCCAGUCUGGGACACCACUAGUUUCUGGUGGGUCUGCUUCAUUGUCUGACAUCACUGUGAAUUUAGACCUGACUUUGGCCACCUGUAUGCAGAGUAGAUACAUUUGUGUUGAAGUUGAGAAGGAUGCAGAAGCUAACCCAGAUUUCACAUUGGAAGGAGCUAGUUUAGAUGCUCUCAUUGGCUGUGCUGCAGUUGAAGAUUGCAAAGGUGUCGAAAUUACCAGUACAUUACCUUCAUUCCAAUUCACAACAUUGCUUCAGGGGGUUAGUUCACAGACUUUCUAUGUUGAUGUAAAAUUUACUACAAAUCCAAAUGCUGGGAGUGUGCAGGGAUUUAAAUUAUGGAAGCUAACCAUGUUCACCAGUAGCCAACCGGAUGGCAGUGGUGACCGAUGGGCAUCUGCGCCUGUACAGUUGAUGUCAGACCACCUGCAAACAGGUGUUGUGGCUGGUCUAGAUAGUAGCUUGAGAGGAUUAGAAGUUACUUUGGAUUUAACAGGAGUUGUUUGUGCACAGGCAAGGUUUUUAUGUGUAGAAAUUGGCAAAGGUGAUGAAGCUUCACCAAAUUUUACAUUUACUGGACAUCCAGACGGCAGUUCCCUAAUUGGUUGUGUUUCAACAUCAUGUGGAGGAGUUGAAAUUACCAGCACAAGUGUUUCUAUUCGCUCGGGACUGCCAGUGAUUGAGCGUCAGUCAAACUCAAUAUCAUUUGAUGUCAUAUUCACAAGUAGUGCUCUUGGUGGCAGUGUAGCAGGGACGAAUCUCUGGUCAAUCACCAGUUUUCUCAACAAUGAUAUCACAGGAGGUGGUACACGUUCUGCUGAAGCUCAAGCCACGAUACCAACGAACCAGGCGAUGACAUCCAUUAAUGCUGGUGAAUCAGAAUCACUGAGUGGGGUGACAUCUGUAGUUGAUCUGACGGGAGCAGCAUGUGCUGAUGCUCCUUAUUUUUGUGUUGAGAUUAGCAAAGGAGAUAAUCCAACACCUGACUUCCAGAUUGAGCCGUCGUUGAAUCCGCAAUCACGUGUCAGCUGUGCAUUAUUAAAAUGUCAAGGUGUUAUUGUUACCUCCAUUGAUUUGUUCAUCACGUCUGGGAAUCCAUUAUAUUUUCGAAGCUCACAUCAUGAAAUUCUUUUUAACUUAACAUUGAACUCUGACCCUGCUGGUGCAAGCAUUACUGGAAGUGAUCUAUGGUCAGUGGAAGCCUUUACAAAUACGAUGGAAGAUGCUAAUAACGGCUUUGUUGCAGUCUUGGACACUCUUACACCAUUAGCCAAUGCAGGCAACACUUCUUUAAUUGCGGGACAUACAUAUGUAUUACAGGGAUUGUCUACCACCUUUGACCUCAGCACUAUCCCAGGAUGCUUUGCUGUGACAUUUUUUUGUGUAAUUGUAAACAAAGGAAAUUCUCCGUCACCUGAGUUUACUCUAAAUGGAAAUCCUGAUGAGUCUUCACUUCAAAAGUGUGUUCCAAUUCAAUGUCAAACUUCAAAUCCAUGUCAGUCUGGGCCUUGUGGUAAUGGUGCCACCUGCAUCAAUAAUUAUAAUGACUACAGGUGUGUGUGUACAGAUGGUUGGACUGAUCCAUUGUGUUUGACAGCUAUUGAUGUCUGUGUAUCUUCUCCUUGUGAAAAUGGAGCAGCUUGCUUGAAUUUUCAGACUUAUUACACCUGCACAUGUAUGCCUGGGUGGGAAGGAAGUAAUUGUGCAAAUGCAAUUGAUCUCUGUCAGUCAUUCCCAUGUCAAAAUGGAGCAACAUGUGCUAAUUUCCAGACAUUCUACAGCUGUACUUGCACACCUGGAUGGCAGGGAAACAUCUGUGAACAAGCCAUUGACUUGUGUCUGUCGACCCCAUGUCAGAAUGGUGCAGUCUGCAACAAUUUCCAAACAUUCUACAUGUGUACUUGUGCACCAGGUUGGGAAGGGCCCAUUUGUAGUGCAGCUAUCAACUUGUGUUCAUCUACCCCCUGUGAGAAUGGUGCGACCUGCAACAAUUUUCAGACUUCCUACAGCUGCACCUGCAAUGACGGUUGGGAAGGGUUAAAUUGUGAACAACCGAUUGAUAUGUGUGAGUUCUCCAUAUGCCAGAAUGGUGCUACUUGCAUUAACCUCCAAACAUCAUACACUUGCGCUUGCCCCUCAGGUUGGAAUGGAAUAUUCUGUGAACAAGCGGUUGAUCUGUGUUUAUCCACCCCUUGUGAGAAUGGAGCAGUUUGCAAUAACUUUCAGACAAGCUACAGCUGUACUUGCAGUGCAGGCUGGGAAGGGACACAUUGUGAACAAGCGGUUAAUCUGUGUUUAUCCUUCCCAUGUGAGAAUGGAGGAGUCUGCAAUAACUUUCAGACAAGUUACAACUGUACAUGUAGUGCAGGCUGGGAAGGGACUCAUUGUGAACAAGUGAUUAAUCUGUGUUUAUCCACCCCAUGUGAGAAUGGUGGACUCUGCAAUAACUUUCAGACAAACUAUAACUGUACAUGUAGUGCAGGCUGGGAAGGGACUCAUUGUGAACAAGCAAUUGAUCUGUGUUUAUCCUUCCCAUGUGAGAAUGAAGGAGUCUGCAAUAACUUUCAGACAAGUUACAACUGUACAUGCAGUGCAGGCUGGAAAGGGACUCAUUGUGAACAAGCGAUUAAUCUGUGUUUAUCCUCCCCAUGUGAGAAUGGUGGACUCUGCAAUAACUUUCAGACAAGUUACAACUGUACAUGCAGUGCAGGCUGGGAAGGGACUCAUUGUGAACAAGUGGUUGAUCUUUGUUUAUCCACCCCAUGUGAGAAUGGAGGAGUCUGCAAUAACUUUCAGACAAGCUACAACUGUACAUGCAGUGCAGGCUGGGAAGGGACUCAUUGUGAACAAGUGGUUGAUCUUUGUUUAUCCACUCCAUGUGAGAAUGGAGGAAUCUGCAAUAACUUUCAGACAAGUUACAACUGUACAUGCAGUGCAGGCUGGGAAGGGACUCAUUGUGAACAAGUGGUUGAUCUUUGUUUAUCCACCCCAUGUGAGAAUGGAGGAGUCUGCAAUAACUUUCAGACAAGCUACAACUGUACAUGCAGUGCAGGCUGGGAGGGGACUCAUUGUGAACAAGUGGUUGAUCUUUGUUUAUCCACCCCAUGUGAGAAUGGAGGAAUCUGCAAUAACUUUCUGACAAGUUACAACUGUACAUGUAGUGCAGGCUGGGAAGGGACACACUGUGAACAAGUCCUUUUAGCAAUUAAUCUGUGUUUAUCCACCCCAUGUGAGAAUGGAGGAGUCUGCAAUGACUUUCUGACAAGUUACAACUGUACAUGUAAUGCAGGCUGGGAAGGGACACAUUGUGAACUAGUGGUUGAUCUUUGUUUAUCCACCCCAUGUGAGAAUGGAGGAGUCUGCAAUAACUUUCAGACAAGCUACAACUGUACAUGCAGUGCAGGCUGGGAAGGGACACACUGUGAACAACCAAUUGAUCUGUGUUUACCAUCCCCAUGUGAGAAUGGAGGAGUCUGCAAUAACUUUCAGACAAGUUACAACUGUACAUGCAGUGCAGGCUGGGAAGGGACUCAUUGUGAACAAGCAAUUGAUCUGUGUUUAUCCACCCCAUGUGAGAAUGGAGGAAUCUGCAAUAACUUUCAGACAAGUUACAACUGUACAUGCAGUGCAGGCUGGGAAGGGACUCAUUGUGAACAAGAUUCCACUCCAUGUCAGAAUGGAGCAACUUGUACAGACUUAGAAACUUCAUACACCUGCGCAUGUACACCUGGAUGGCUUGGAAGUCACUGUGAUCAAGUUGUUGAUCUAUGUAUCAAUUCAGUGUGUGAAAAUGGAGCUGUCUGUGUUAAUUACCAGACAUUUUACUUCUGCACAUGCUCACCAGGGUGGCAGGGCACAGUCUGCAAUGAAGCAAUUGAUCUGUGUCUGGACAACCCUUGCCAAAAUGGAGGUGUUUGUAAUAACUUCCAAACCAGUUAUAACUGUAGUUGUGUUGCAGGCUGGGAAGGGUUACAUUGUGACUCUGCAUCUAAUCCAUGCGAGUCUUUCCCAUGUGAGAAUGGAGCAGUGUGCAACAAUUUCCAAUCAAGCUACAACUGUAUAUGCAAUGCAGGCUGGGAAGGAAGCAAUUGUGAACAAGCUAUUGAUGUGUGCCAAUCUUUCCCAUGUCAAAAUGGAGCCAUUUGUUUUAACCUUCAAACCAGUUUUAUCUGCUCUUGCAGUGCAGGCUGGGAAGGAAGUACAUGUGAAGAAGCCAUUGAUUUAUGCAUGAGCUCCCCCUGUAGAAAUGGUGCAACCUGUAUCAACUUGCAAACAUCUGUCAGGUGUACAUGCCCUAAUGGUUGGGAGGGAAUAGUUUGCGAUCAAGUCUCAAAUCCAUGUCAGAGCUCACCCUGCAUGAACAAUGGAAUAUGCAACAACUUUCAAUUCUACUUCAGCUGCGAAUGCCUAACUGGAUGGAUAGGAAAUCUUUGUGAAAUUUAUGAUCCAUGUUUCAACAACCCAUGUUCAUCUGGCGCCACCUGCAUUCCAGAAAAUAAUGGCGAUAUCACCUGUAUUUGCCCACCUGGAUUCAGUGGAACCACCUGUGAUAUUUUACCAGAUCCAUGUUUAUCCAUGCCUUGUCAGAAUGGAGGGUUGUGUUUCAACAGUGCUGAUACUUACACCUUUCUGUGCAUCUGUCCAAAUGGAUACAUGGGAGACUUAUGCCAGAAUCAAGAUCCUUGCAUUUCAACUCCAUGUCUCAAUGGAGGAAUCUGUGAGACUAUUCCAUCAGGAUUUACUUGUAAAUGUGCAAUGGAUUUCAUUGGAGAGAUUUGUCAACUACAAGAUCCUUGUCAGUCUUCCCCGUGUCAGAAUGGUGGAGCUUGUAUAGAUACAGGGACCAUCUUCGUCUGUCUAUGUGAGACAGAUUACUAUGGGUUACAGUGUCAAAUUGCUGAUCCCUGCCUUUCAAACCCCUGUCAGAAUGCAGGGGAAUGUCUAACACUGAUAUUAGGACCAGAUGUCACUUUCAGUUGUCAGUGUGCAUAUGGGUUCAAAGGUCAACUCUGCCAGUAUUAUGAUCCAUGUGAGUCCACCCCCUGCCUUAACAGUGGCACCUGUCAAUCAUCUGGUGAUGGCUCCAUCUACAACUGUACAUGCUUAGAUUCAUUUGUUGGAGCUAACUGCCAGCACAUAAAUCCAUGCUCAUUAUCCCCUUGUCUGAAUGGUGGAGUCUGCACCUCAGACUCUUCUAGAGCUACAUACACUUGCAAUUGUGCACAUAUGUUCCUUGGCAGCAAAUGUGAAAACAUUGAUCCAUGCUUAUCCUACCCAUGUGAAAAUGGAGCAACCUGCAUGCCCAGCGAUGAUGGCUCUUCAUUUUCUUGCAUGUGUAGUAUUGGUUACCUAGGUGAUGCCUGUCAAUUUCUGGAUACGUGUACCUCCUUUCCUUGUUUGAAUGGGGGUAUAUGCUCAUCAUCUGACCCCAUGGGUUUCAAUUGUUCCUGUACCAUUCAAUACGUUGGACCACUCUGUGAAUUUAUCAAUCCAUGUAUAUACAACCCAUGUCAGAAUGGAGCCACCUGUACACCUGGUAAUGAUGGUAUAUAUAGCACCUGUACAUGUGCACUUGGUUUUAUUGGCAGCAACUGCUUAUAUCCAGAUCCAUGCUUAAUGAACCUGUGUGAAAAUGAUGCUACAUGUAUUAUUGGUGAAGACAUGCAGACAACUAGAUGUUUAUGUGCUGAGGGUUACCAUGGAGACCUCUGCCAAAACUUAGAUCCAUGCCUGCUGCUUCCCUGUGAAAAUGGAGGUACAUGCAGUCCUGCAGAUGAUGGUUCUGCAUAUAUAUGUGUGUGCUUACAAGGCUUCCAGGGACCUACAUGUCAGUUCCCAGAACCCUGUAUAUCUGAUCCGUGUAAUAAUGGAGGUACGUGUACCAUGGAUGUUGGUGGCUCCCUUUACCAGUGCACUUGUCCAGAAACCUACCUAGGUGAAAACUGUGAAAUACCAAAUCCAUGUCUUCCAAGUCAGUGUGAAAAUGGAGGCAUCUGUCUUCUGAACACAAAUCCAGUUUCAUAUGUUUGUGUCUGUUCUCUUGGUUUUCAUGGCAAACAUUGUCAAUACAUAAAUGCUUGUGUCUCUUCACCUUGUCAGAAUCAAGGUUCGUGCAUUACUGGAGACACUGGUGACUCAUAUACUUGUCGAUGUCUCGAUAGCUUCACUGGGGCCAACUGCGAGUUGAGGGAUCCAUGUAGUUUGUUUCCUUGUCUAAACAAUGCAACAUGUUUGAUGAGUACUGACAGUGAAAACUUCAUUUGUCUUUGCCAGCCAGACUUCCUCGGAUCCAGUUGCCAAUAUUUAGAUCCCUGUUUGUCAAACCCUUGUCAAAAUGAAGGCAAUUGUCAACCAACUGAAGAUAGUACCUCACACCGAUGUACCUGUCGAACUGGUUACCUAGGCAACAACUGUGAAUUCGUAGAUCCCUGUGGCUCAAACCCUUGUCAAAAUGGAGGAAUGUGUCAAUCAAACCAAAAUGCCUCCGCCUUCACAUGCCAGUGUCCAUCACAAUAUCUUGGAAUCUAUUGUGAACACUUCAAUGCUUGCCUAUUAAGUCCAUGCUUAAAUGAUGGCAAUUGUAGUACAGGUGUUGGUGGGUCAUCUUACACCUGCUUCUGUACACCUGGUUAUCAAGGAAACACCUGUCAAUUCAGUGAUCCUUGUGCAUCUAACCCAUGUGUAAAUAAUGGCAACUGUACAAGUAACUCAGAUGGUUCACACUACUCCUGCUCAUGCCCAGACGAAUACUUGGGUGACCACUGCCAGAAUCAAGAUCCCUGCAUAUCAUCACCUUGUGAAAACCAAGCUACUUGUAUCGCUAAUGUGGAUAAUUUUUCUUAUGAAUGCAGUUGUUUGCCUAGCUACUCUGGACUAAGAUGUCAGACAUUUGAUGCCUGCAAUUCAUCUCCAUGUCUGAAUAAUGGCACCUGUUACACAAGCGUUAACAGCUAUACUUGCUCAUGCAGCGUAGGUUACAGUGGCAUCAACUGUGAGCAAAUAUCAGGUUGUGAUCCAAAUCCUUGUAAAAAUGGAGGAACUUGUAGCAGUUCCUCAGCAUCAUCUAACCAAUAUACUUGUGCCUGUCUCACUGGAUAUUCUGGCAAUACCUGUGAACAAUAUUCCAACGUAUGUGAGGGGUCUCCUUGUCAGAAUGGGGGAACGUGUAUAAAUUUAGACACGUUCUACAAUUGCGCAUGCACUGAGUAUUUUGUAGGAUUGCAAUGUGAAAUAUAUGAGUCACCAACAGAUAAUGCUCCGCGACUUGACAGUACUCCACCCAGUGUUAUUCGUAUAUCUGAAAGUGCAACUGUUGGGAGUCUGAUAUUAACUCUUUCUGGUAGUGACCCGGAGGGGGCAACAGUCAUCUAUGGAAUUGAUCAACCUGAACCCAACUAUCUGUCUGUAGGGCCAGUAGAUGGUGAAGUUAGAAUCCGUCAGCAACUAGAUGCCGAGACUGAUUUGUUUUUUCAAGUUGACUUUACUAUCAGUGAUGGGACUAACCUACCUGUUGAAUACCCUUCCAUUAUUCUAGUCACAGAUGUGAACGACAAUGCUCCUCAGUUUGUAAACACACCAUACAGAUUUCAAGUGCCUGAGGAUGCACCCAUUGACACACUAAUCACAACUAUCUCAACCACAGAUCCCGACACAGGGAUUCAAGGUGCUGAAUACCAACUCCUUGAGAAUACAUCUAUUAUUUCAGUUAACCUGACUUCAGGCAAAGUUCUCCUUAAACAACUACUGAACCAUGAGGUCACCAAAAUGUACCAGUUCACAAUUCAAGCUUUUGACUUAGGAUCACCACGUCUUGAAAACACCACUGACUUCAUAUUAGAGGUUGAGGAUGUUCAAGACUCGCUUCCUAUUUUUGUGAAUACACCAUAUACUUCAACUGUACAAGAAAAUGCUCCAAUUGGUACAAUUGUGACAACAGUAAGUGCGAUUGACCAAGAUACUGGUGUACCAAAUGUAAUUGGUUAUAGCAUAGUCGGUGGUAAUGAAGCAGGUUUUUUCUUUAUCAAUCCUGCUACUGGCAAUGUAACAGUAAACAGCGUUAUUGAUAGGGAGAUGGAUGGCUUCUCUGGCAUUGUACAACUCACAGUCAUGGCUACUGAACUUGGCAGCAGUGGGGGUGCUAAUGUUAGCACUAUUUUUUCCAUUAUGGUUGAGGAUGUAAGUGACCAAGCUCCAAUAUUCAGCCAACCACAAUAUGAUGUUUCUAUACCAGAAAGUGCCCAGCAAGGACAACAGCUCCCUCUACAGAUCCUAGUCAGUGAUGCUGAUAUGGGCACAAAUGCUGAUUUCUCAUUAAGAUUACAAGGCAACCACUCAGAGCUUUUU
This is a messenger RNA of Anneissia japonica, 9939 nucleotides long. Its product is annotated as fibrillin-2-like. Gene Ontology annotation, biological process: heterophilic cell-cell adhesion; establishment or maintenance of epithelial cell apical/basal polarity; homophilic cell-cell adhesion. Gene Ontology annotation, molecular function: calcium ion binding. Lineage: Eukaryota; Metazoa; Echinodermata; Crinoidea; Comatulida; Comatulidae. The transcript has 68 exons. The record is from RefSeq and is a predicted model, not a curated record. The annotation marks the transcript as partial. Gene Ontology annotation, cellular component: plasma membrane; protein-containing complex.